This is a messenger RNA of Paramacrobiotus metropolitanus, 2128 nucleotides long. RefSeq lists its product as uncharacterized. Gene Ontology annotation, cellular component: membrane. The record is from RefSeq and is a predicted model, not a curated record. NCBI's taxonomy places the organism in Eukaryota, Metazoa, Tardigrada, Eutardigrada, Parachela, Macrobiotidae. The transcript is spliced from 3 exons. The coding region runs from base 259 to 1977 and encodes 572 amino acids. Gene Ontology annotation, molecular function: wide pore channel activity.
CACAUGAAACAGGUACGCAGGUUCGGUUUGAACUAUCUGCAUACUAAAAACAAGCUAUUGAUAGGCACCUUGCUAACUGCGGUGCUACAAGUUUAUUUGAGCGCAAAACAUUUUCUGACUUCGUUUUGGAAAAUGUGCAAUACAUUUGUUGCUUCGGACUGAAAACACCGCGCUGAUGUGCUAACCGGAAAAAUUAGAGUAGUCUCUCUUUGAUUUUUGUCCAUAUUGAUUCCAACGCUUCUCUCGAAAACAUUAACUAUGGCUCGACUUUUACUCCUAGUUAAAUCAAUAAAGUGGUAUUCAUUUGCCAUGUUAAACUGGAAUAUACUCGUAACAUUUGGAAUUUAUAAAGCCAUUACAGGACAAAGUGUUCCUGCAGGAGGAGCGUAUGUGGGAUGCGGGUACGAUGUUCUCUUUGGAAAUCCCGAUGGGGCCAGUUUUACUAAUGGUGGGGCGGAUCCUGGCAUACGAGCAACGAAAUUUAUUUUACAAAAGUCGUUUUCCGGUAAAGAUUUCUGCCCUUUUGAAGCAACUUGUGUCGGGAUCGGAGGAACUUUCUCUGAAGAAGUUUUCACUCUGCAGGCAGACAUGCAGCAGUACAAGCAGGACUAUACAGCUUCGCUAACUAGUGACAGCCAAGCAAAUAUACUGCUUGCGUCCUAUGGCGGCGUUCUAAGCUACUGUUCAAAAGAAGCCAAGGAAAUUAUUGAAGGUCAAGAGAAAAUUAUCCUAACCAAACGGCGUGUGACGCUUUCAGCAGAAGCCAGCUAUCGCUACCGCGAAAACAAGGAACUGAAUACGGAAUUUCUUCGAUCCCUGUGCGAGCUGCCAACGGAGUACACCGUGACGGACUACAGUAACUUCCUAAUGGAAUGGGGCACGCACGUCAUCAUCGCCGCCAAACUCGGGAUUCGCGAGUCCGUACGCGAAGAGCAUUCCAAGCAGACCAUUAUCAAUUAUCUGCAGCGCAAUCAGAGUGGUGUUCUCACCAGUAAGGCGAAUGUCUUGUCCGUGCUCAGUACGUCCCUCACCGGCUCGAUUUCGUCCACGGUCAUCAGCGAUCUGCGCAACGAUAACAUUGCUGCGCGCCGCUGGACAUCCGCAACCGGUUCGCCCAUCUCACCGGCACCGCUGGCUCUGACGCUACGUGGCAUGGAAAAAUUCAUCACCGCUGACUACAUCAACAGUAGCCUAUGCCCGGCAGUGCAGGGGAAAAGCAACAUUGAACAGCUGCAGAAACGCAUCAUGCAGGCUCUCAAUGAUUAUGCGGCGGUUAACGGCGCAAAAUCUCCCGAAGCAAUGGUACGCUCCGUACCGCUCGUGUGGCCCAAAGGCAACUACGGUCUACUAAUGGCUCGUGCCGGCUGCCCGGCUGGCCCGUGGUCCACCGGCAGCCGCUAUCAUGACACACAGGAUAAUCGACCAAAUAACGGCUGGUCCGACGGAUUUGAGACGAUAACCGCCAGCGAUCUGUGGAAAAACAACCUCAGAUUGAAGUUUUGCGUCAAGCAAAUUGAGUUUGACGAAAAUGCGCUGGAUCUGCCACAAGGAUCCUACUGUUUGUUUAAGAAAGGCACGUGUCCGUUUGGAUUCACUGUUUCUGAUGCGUACAUUGAUGAUGAAGAUUUUGCCAAUCAGAACGAUUACGACGGGACACUGCCCGAUGGUCAGUAUGACCGCAAUACCAAAUAUUAUUUCUGCUGCCGAAAUGACGGUGCGGUUAGAAAGCCGUUGUAUCUGCCGACUGAUCGGCCAUUUUUCCUAAUGCCCAUGGGACCGGCGUGCCAGACUGUUGCCGAUAUGACAUCUGCACUGCACUGGCUGAGGAUCGAUGGAAUGGGCAAAGGAUACAGCAAAGUCUCGGAGAAAGGACCGUAUUAUACGGAAGAUAAAAAGAAUAACUUGACGUUUUACUUUUGUUAUUACGCGAGGUCAAACCAAACUGAAGUGCCAAGUACUAAUGCAACUAUUCCAUAGAAAACGUUAGACCACUUAAAUUUUAAUAUUUAUUUUAAAUUUUCUGGUAAAUAUUUUAGUUUGAAAACAGAUUGCUAAAAUGAAUGUCUCUCCCCAUUAACAAUGUUUACGUGAAACCAAAAAUCUGUGUGUUUCGGGUGAGCGAAUCACA